Molecule: messenger RNA, 1633 nt
Organism: Neomonachus schauinslandi (Hawaiian monk seal)
Lineage: Eukaryota; Metazoa; Chordata; Mammalia; Carnivora; Phocidae
Gene: KLF16
Product: Kruppel like factor 16
Exons: 3
Coding region: 1-555 (184 amino acids)
Biological process (GO): regulation of transcription by RNA polymerase II
Molecular function (GO): DNA-binding transcription factor activity, RNA polymerase II-specific; RNA polymerase II cis-regulatory region sequence-specific DNA binding
Source: RefSeq, a predicted model, not a curated record
AUGCGUUCAGGGCCCAAGAGUGCGGUGCUUCGUUCUGGGGGCGGGGACGACACGGAGGGGGCGCGGUCUGGGCGGAAGCGGAAGCGGAAGUGGCGGGUUCCGCGCGCUAAGGCGGCGGCGGCGGCGGCGGCCGACCGGACCCGGGAGGAGGCGGUAAGUGGCCGCAGCUCGGACCCCGGCAGCCCGCCCGGCGCCCGCGUCUUCCUUGCGCGCCUCGACCUCCCCGCCCGCAGGGCCCGGGCCCAGCGCAGACGCGAACGCCCCUUUGCCUGCGACUGGCCGGGCUGCGACAAGAAGUUCGCGCGCUCCGACGAGCUGGCCCGCCACCACCGGACGCACACCGGCGAGAAGCGCUUUCCCUGCCCGCUCUGCUCCAAGCGCUUCACCCGGAGCGACCAUCUGACCAAGCACGCGCGCCGCCACCCCGGCUUCCGCCCGGAACUGCUCCGGCGCCCGGGCGCCCGCAGCACCUCGCCCAGCGACUCGCUGCCCUGCAGUCUGGCGGGCAGCCCCGCGCCCAGCCCCGCGCCCAGCCCGGCCCCCUCUGGCCUGUAGGGCCCUAGUCCAGCCCACCCUGCCGCACCCCUGCUGGGCCUGGGCAUGGAGCACCAGCAAAACGCCUGCUGUCCGCAGCCAGGGGCGGGCCACGGACGACAGCCAGCGUCCCCGACACUGGACCGGGGGUGGCCCUUGGGAGGGGUGGCUGGGGCCCGCGUCUGUAAAUAGCCAUGUUGGAUAACUCUCCUCCCAUGUGUUAAACAGGAACCCCAGGUGGGCGGCCAGCAGGCGCUCCCCUACCCCCAUGGCCACCUCCCUGCUUUGGAGAGGGUGGAUCUGGGGGGAGCGGCCCAGGAAAGGGGCACCUAACCAGUGCUCAGACUCUGCCCCCCCCAGCCCCCCUCUCCAGGUUGGGAUGAUGUGUGCAAAGAGCCAUAGAUGAACCAUGGGUUACCCCGGCACCACCCCCACCCUGCCCGGGGCCCCCCACCCCACUGAAAGCCAUUGGAGAUGUUCAGGGAACUGGGGUGCGGUCCCAGCCGCCCCCAUCCGGGUACUCAAUCUCAGGUGUCCACAGGUUCUGCCCUGCCACCCAGCUCCCCAGCAGUGGGGGCAGGGUGGAAAGGGGGGAGGCAGGGAGGCGGGAAGGCAGUAGGGUUCAGGUUUUGCUCCUAAGACUGGGAUAGGGAGGGAGAGAAAUGGGUUCUUCCAAAGAACAUUUUGACUCACGUGGAGGGGAGGUGGGUAACAGGCUGCAGCUGGGGCAAAGGCCUCCUUAUUUAUUUUCCUCUGUCUCUGCUGGUGGGAAGGAGGGGGGCAGUGAGCUGCCCCUCUCUGGGUGGGUGUGUGAGUGUGUGAGUGAGGACUGCUCCUGUCAGUCGAGUCCCCAACUUUGGCCUUCCACAGCAUCGUGUGACAAUCAGUCAGUCCCUCCUGUUUGGGACCAUGACAGCCAUCCAGCAUAAGGCACCCCUUCCCUGCAGGUGGAGGUGUGGCGGCCGGCUCCAUCCUGCCACCAGCCCUUCUUCCCGGCAGGUACCCCUGGUCACAUGGCCCCUGGACCAGAGGUUGGGGUCCUGCUUGCGAGGGCAGGAAGCAUGAGGGCUGACGCCUGCACCCCAUGGGAUAGCUCGUU